AUGGAAAGUGCCAGCAAGCGAAACCAUCGGUACAGGUGUGAACUUUGCCAGCAAACGUUCAAACGACGCGAUGAGCUUGAUAGGCAUAACUUUUCGCACACCGGUGUGCCCGCGUACCCUUGCCUGGAACCGGGCUGCGGUAAAGGAUACUCCAACCGGUCGCAUCUGCUACGGCAUACGCGGACAGCCCAUCUCGAUCGACCGGUCUCAACGCACCCGGACGUAGACUGCAAGCAUCCCAACUGUACGAUGAAAUUUGCCAGCCAGCACGCCAUGAAGCGUCACUACCAGGUAAAGCACGUCCUUGGCAAACCGUACGCGUGCGAUGUCUGCAGCGAGCGGUUCUGGCGCAAGCUACAGUUAAAGCGGCACAAAGUACACCACACCGGUCAGUAUCCACACCGUUGCGAACACUGCAGCCAAGGUUUCGUAAGUCUCAGAUCGAUGCGAAAUCAUCGCUGCAAGCACAACGCACAGAAGUGUACCGACUGUCCGAAAGAGUUUCUUCGCUGGUCCGAGCUGGUCGCCCAUCGACGCCUGGAACAUCCGACCGAGUUCCGGUGUGAGCAGUGUGACAAGCUGUUCCACACCAAGCGCAACCUUAACCUGCACGGUCGCGUACAUCGUGCGCAGGACGAGCGUAUGGUGUACGAGUGUCCACAUGCCGGCUGUCCCCGGUUUUACGAGCACGCGCGGAAUCUCUACGCACACGUACGCGCGAAACACGACAAGCGGGUGGAGCACGUGUGCCCGGUAGCGGAAUGUGGACGGCUGUUGGCAACGAAACAGAAGCUGGACCAACACCGUAAGCUGCAUCUGCGUGCAUCGAAAACGAAAUCGGUGUCGAUGGAAGCAGGAUGCAGCAAGGAUGUGGCUGCCGGACCGGUGUGUUCUGCUACGGUGGCCACUAGCGAGCAGGGAGCCGUACCGGCUUGCGUUCCGGUAUCGCCCGAGCAAAAGAAUCAGCUUACAGAAAGAGACGUUUCUACUGAUUCCGAGGUGGAGACGGUGCAGAACUUGCUUGAGACGCACCUAGAACUCUUAAGCACGCAGCUCGAUACGUUACAGUCAGAUUUAACUCCAAUUUAG
Molecule: messenger RNA, 1089 nt
Organism: Anopheles maculipalpis
Lineage: Eukaryota; Metazoa; Arthropoda; Insecta; Diptera; Culicidae
Product: zinc finger protein 33A-like
Exons: 2
Coding region: 1-1089 (362 amino acids)
Biological process (GO): regulation of transcription by RNA polymerase II
Cellular component (GO): nucleus
Molecular function (GO): DNA-binding transcription activator activity, RNA polymerase II-specific; RNA polymerase II cis-regulatory region sequence-specific DNA binding
Source: RefSeq, a predicted model, not a curated record